AUAGCGGGGUGAAUAUAAAAUUGCGAACUAACAUUACUCGUUAGUAGCUGGACUUACAAAGAUCUCAACAUGAGCUAUACAAACGCAGAAAAUGUAGUGCCUACAAGCACGUUUUCUGCGAUCAACCUCUUCUAUGUGUUACUUGUGCCGGCCGUAAUCCUCUGGUACGCCUACUGGCGAAUGUCAAGGCGGCGGUUGUAUGAGCUUGCUGACAAACUAAAUGGGCCUCCAGGACUUCCGUUACUCGGGAACGCCCUGGAAUUCGUCGGUGGAUCUGCUGACAUCUUCAGAAACAUAGUUCAGAAAAGCGCUGACUACGAUCACGAAUCCGUCGUUAAGAUCUGGAUAGGACCUCGUCUCCUCGUCUUUCUGUACGAUCCUCGCGACGUGGAAGUCAUCCUGAGUAGUCACGUUUACAUCGAUAAAGCUGAGGAAUACCGUUUCUUCAAACCAUGGCUCGGAAACGGUCUUCUUAUCAGUACUGGUCAAAAAUGGAGGUCUCAUCGUAAACUUAUCGCCCCCACAUUCCAUCUGAACGUUUUGAAGAGUUUCAUAGACUUAUUCAACGCCAACUCAAGAGCUGUUGUGGACAAACUUAAAAAGGAAGCUAGUAAUUUUGAUUGCCAUGACUACAUGAGCGAGUGCACGGUUGAAAUUUUACUGGAAACUGCUAUGGGUGUGAGCAAGAGUACACAAGAUCAAAGCGGAUUCGAAUAUGCUAUGGCCGUUAUGAAAAUGUGCGAUAUACUUCACUUGAGACACACAAAGAUUUGGCUGCGACCGGAUUUGUUAUUUAAAUUUACAGAUUACGCUAAAAACCAAACCAAGCUCCUUGAUAUAAUUCAUGGCUUGACUAAAAAGGUAAUAAAGAGGAAGAAAGAAGAAUUCGCAUCUGGUAAGAAGCCGUCCAAUUUGAAUGAAACUGCCACCACAAGCGAGCCGUCUACAGGGAAAUUGACUUCAGUGGAAGGACUUUCUUUCGGCCAAUCAUCCGGUCUCAAGGAUGACUUAGACGUUGACGAUGAUGUCGGACAAAAGAAACGUUUGGCCUUCCUUGAUCUGUUGCUGGAGAGUUCACAAAGUGGUGUGGCCAUUUCCGAUGAGGAAAUCAAAGAACAAGUAGACACUAUUAUGUUUGAGGGUCACGACACAACAGCUGCCGGAAGUAGUUUCUUCCUAUCAAUGAUGGGUAUUCAUCAAGAUAUACAAGACAAAGUCAUUGAAGAACUGGACCAGAUAUUUGGUGACUCAGAUCGCCCAGUUACGUUCCAAGACACUUUGGAGAUGAAGUACUUGGAAAGGUGCCUUAUGGAAACUCUGAGAUUAUACCCGCCAGUGCCGAUCAUCGCUCGGCAAGUUAAUCAAGAAAUCACCUUACCAUCCAAUGGAAAGAAAAUCCCAGCCGGAACAACAUUGGUGAUAGCUACAUAUAAACUUCAUCGCCGCCCUGACGUUUACCCAAAUCCAAACAAAUUUGACCCUGACAACUUCCUUCCGGAACGUUCCGCCAACAGACAUUAUUAUGCGUUCGUGCCUUUUUCAGCUGGACCAAGAAGUUGCGUUGGACGUAAAUACGCAAUGCUCAAAUUGAAGGUGAUCCUUUCUACAAUUUUGAGAAAUUUCCGAGUAAUAUCAGAUCUUAAAGAAUCAGAUUUCAAACUGCAAGCGGACAUCAUUCUGAAACGGGCCGAAGGAUUCCAAGUACGCUUACAGCCCCGCAAGAGAAUGGCCAAGGCUUAAAAUAAUAAUUUGAAUCCAAAAUUAAUAACCAGCAUGACCAAAUUAAUCACAACAAUACAUGAUAUAUCAAUCAAAUGUCUUUGUAAAUUUCAAGAUUUAAGUUAAUAAA
Molecule: messenger RNA, 1849 nt
Organism: Bombyx mori (domestic silkworm)
Lineage: Eukaryota; Metazoa; Arthropoda; Insecta; Lepidoptera; Bombycidae
Gene: Cyp4g15
Product: cytochrome P450 CYP4G25
Molecular function (GO): monooxygenase activity; heme binding; oxidoreductase activity, acting on paired donors, with incorporation or reduction of molecular oxygen
Source: RefSeq, marked provisional